CUCUCUCUCACUGCGAGUGUGUGUGUGUUUGCUCUGCUGGGAAUAUUUCAGGAACGCGGUGGAUUAGAUGGAAUCGAUGUGAGGACACUUUCUGACCCUGAGGACACUGUGGGGACAUUUCUGACCCUGAGGACAUCUCUGGAGGGACGGUGGGGACAUCAUGCGCUCUCAGCCUGGAUUAUAAAGGACGGAUCUGCUGAGCGCGUUUCUUCAGCACGGACUUUAAUCGCGCAAAACUGAAGGAGUAAUAAGGGAUGGAGAACAUGGACGUUGGGAAUUCGGUCCUUUUGCUCUCUCUGUAGUGGUAAUAAUCUCAUCCUGAGGACCUGAACUGAUCCAGGAUUUGGCCGUGGUCACUUCUUCCUCCACGCUGUUGCGCGAGGUCUCUCUGUGUUGUGCUGGGGGGCAGCCGGUAUCCACCAUGUCCUCUAAGGCGCCCAUCUACCUAAAGCGCCGGAGCCGCAAGGGCAAGAAGGAGAAGCUGCGAGACCUGCUCUCGUCCGACAUGAUCAGCCCUCCUCUGGGCGACUUCCGCCACACGAUCCACAUCGGGAGCGGCGCCGGCAGCGACGACCUCUUCGGCGACCUGUCCUUCCUCCAGGGCAAGUUUCACCUGCUGCCCGGGCAGCAGCAGGGUCGUCACGAGGCGUUCCAGUGGAACUGCGCCGCCACCGAGACCUCGCCGCUGCUCAAGAACGCCUUGUCGCUUCCUGUGAUCGGCGGGGUGCAGGCGCUCACCCUGCCGACCUCGGCCCCCGUCGCGUCAAAGACUCCCGCCCCGGCCAUGUCGCCGCCCCCGAAACCUCCCAGGCUGCACCUGGAGUCCCAUCACGAAUCGCUUCCGGGCUCCCCGCAGCAACAGGGACACCAGGACAGAAAGGACAGACACGAGGACGUGGAGAACAGGAGGAAUAAAGUAACCGAGGGCGAUACCGAUCCUCCCUACCUGUCUCACGCAGGUUCUCUUCUAUCGCUUCACCUUGACCUGGGGCCGUCCAUUCUCGAGGACGUCCUGGAGAUCAUGGACACCCAGAUGAUGGGAGGGAUCGGUGGAGGGUUUACGAACGGACGACAAGAGGUUUACACCUGAGAGGUGGAGGGAAAUACAUUCCAGCACUUUUACACUGGAUGGAGUGGUGCACGACUCCGUACUGCUACCAUGUUCAUCACCGUGUGAUCUGGACGAUUUUUAGGUACCCGGGCUGAAUUUAGGACCCUGUUUUGACAGCAUGACUAAGCAAACAUCAGAGGAGUUUAUUUUUUCUCUUUAAAUUUUUAUUUUGUUACAAACUUUCUUAAGUACUCGGGUGAUUAUCGGCCAUCCGGGCGUCUAUACAGACAUGACAGGCUGUGUCUGAGGGGGGACAACAGUGUAAGGAUGAACUUAUGCUUUCCAUGAACCAUCUACAUUACAGAGUCUUCCCAAAUGGAUUUAUAUUUACUGGAUGUUAUUAUUAUUAUUAUCAGGGGUGCACCAAAUGCAGAUAAUCUAGUUUCAAUACCAAUAUACUGUAGGUACAAAUAUGGCCAAAAGUAUCUGGACGCCUGACCAUGAGCUUGUCGGACUUCCUAGUUUAAAAACAAAUGCUAUUAAAACAGAGCGACUUCUGUGUGACCUUUUUAGCUAGACUUCUCACAAGACCUGUCUGUUCAUGUCUGUGGGAAUUUGUGCCCAUUCAGUCGAAACAUGCCAGCAUCUAUGUGGCUAAAGUUCCAGUUUAUUCAGUUGAUGUUCCGGUUCAUUCCAAAGCUGUUCAGUGGGGCUGAGGUGCUGCACACUGGAGUUUCUUUAAACCUCAUGCACAGGGGCACAGUCAUGCUGGAACAGGAAAGGGCCUUCCCUAAACUGUUGCUGCCAAGUUGGAAGCAUAGAAUUUCCUUUAUAAACUGAUUUUUAAGAGACUGAUGUGGCUGAAACACAUGAAUUCAAUAAUUAGAAGGGGCGUCCCGAUACUUUUGCUUAUAUAGUGUAUCAAAGCUCAGCAGUUAAGGUACAGAUCUAGUAAUCAGAAGGUUGCUAGUUCAAGCCCCACAUCUGCCAGCUUGCCACUGUUGGGCCCUUUAGCAAGGCCCUCAACCCUCAAUUGCUCGCAAUGUAUACUCUCAGUUGUAAGUUGCUUUGGAUAAAAUGCUGAAAAUGUGAAUGUAUUAUGGGAUUGAGGUUCUGGAUUCGGAUUUCUAGUGUGAAUUUGCAUCACGCUGUCCAGUUUAAACAUUCCAGACUCUUGUACACACUUUUCCCCGUUAGAUUUACGUCCUGAAAUUCCUCCUGUCCUGUCCUCUUUAUAAGGGAGACUUUUCAGUUUUUUUUCCUUUUUAUGUUAAGGAAGUCGAUCUGAGAGAAUAAAAGACGUCAUUUGAACCGUUUCCCCCCUUAAUUUUAUUAUUAAGUGAAGUCCUACAUCUGGAUUUUAUUAUUUUAAAUCUGAUUUACAGCCUGGGUUGCUUCAUUGCUUCAUCGGACAUGUUGUGUGUGUGUGCGGAAGCCUGGAUGAGUUUUAAUGGAGUGAUGAACUGCAGGAAAAAAAGACUCCGGACGCUGAGAAUGACGUCCAGUUCCAGCGAAGGUGCAAAAAUGCGCUCCCCUCCCUGUGAUCUCCCUGUUUAUCACGAGGCGAGCGUGUGUUAGCAGUCCAGCACGUCUGAAUAAGGAAAUGUAUCUCACUGAAAGGCCGAGAAGGAAAAAAAACUGAGUGUGUUUUCGUGCUGAUGACUUGGAACGGUUUUCAUUUCUCUGGAAGCUUCUGCGCUCGGUCGGGCGGGCGGGGACGGCUGAUCCUGUUCUGAGUCUGUUUUUACACACAUGGGUUUAGGAUUUAACUCCAUGCUUGGUUACCUUCAGAUUUAUUACUUUUAUAAGCCUAGAGAUGAUAACGUUAGGAACUAUGAUUGUCCAAGUGUCCCUAAACAUGCAGCUCUGUACAAUUAAAUGAUCUGUGUAUAACAAACAAUGUUUAGUUUGUUUUACUGCUCAUAAAACAAGAAUAUGCAACAAGGAACCACCUCAAUGUCCUGCAGUCGCUUAUCGUCUGACAUUUUGACCUGCUAAUAAAUGUGCUAGCCUUUGACUGUA
This is a messenger RNA of Trichomycterus rosablanca, 3073 nucleotides long. RefSeq names its product CDC42 effector protein (Rho GTPase binding) 2 (gene cdc42ep2). NCBI's taxonomy places the organism in Eukaryota, Metazoa, Chordata, Actinopteri, Siluriformes, Trichomycteridae. Gene Ontology annotation, molecular function: small GTPase binding. The coding region runs from base 422 to 1090 and encodes 222 amino acids. The transcript has 2 exons. The record is from RefSeq and is a predicted model, not a curated record. Gene Ontology annotation, cellular component: cytoplasm; membrane. Gene Ontology annotation, biological process: regulation of cell shape; positive regulation of pseudopodium assembly; positive regulation of actin filament polymerization.